UCCAGAGUGUAGGAGCCAUAAAUGAGAAGGCUCGACCUCCUUUAGUGGACUUUGCUAUUCUGUGUACUACCAGAAGCCCCGAGUUUAGAUAUCUUCAAGAGUGGGUUGGGUUGCAGCAAGACAGAAGGUGAGCUGUAGUGAUGGUGCCCUGUGAGUCGCAGUUCAGCGCUCAGCUCCUCCUCCAGUGAUCGGUGUGUGUGUGGUGUUCCUCGAUGUCGGGUCUGAUAGGUCGCGUGCGCUCGGCGUUCCGCAGCCGGCCGGACAGCUGGCACCUGAGCGACGCCGCCGCCUUCGACUUCUCGGAGGAUCUGCAGGAGGAGGAGUCGCCGCGCUUCAGCCGGCUGCAGGUGGUGGUGUCCGGAGAGGCGGAGGAGCGUCCGGCUGUUAACGGCUCCGCGCGCAGCACACUGACGGACGAUGAUGACUCUUUGCUGGGGGCCUCCACUGGCUCCACGGGACCCGAGGCCUGCGACGGCUGCCAGAGGAACCGAGAACAGCAGCGGCGCCGCCGGGUCAUGCGCAAACUGGGCGGAGCCGCGGUGCUCUACUUCCUGUUUAUGGUGGGAGAGCUGAUAGGAGGGUAUGUGGCCAACAGUCUGGCCAUCAUGACGGACGCUCUACACAUGCUGACGGAUCUGAUCGGGAUCAUCGUGUCUCUGCUGGCGCUCUGGCUCUCCGCGAAACCUCCGACGUACAGAUUCACCUUCGGCCUCCAUCGACUGGAGGUGUUGUCCGCAGGCAUCAGUGUGUUGCUGAUCUACAUUCUGACCGGUGUGUUGUUGAACGAAGCGGCUCAGAGGACGAUCCAUCAGGACUUCACUAUUGACGGUGAUGUGAUGCUGAUCACGGCUGCGGUCGGAGUCGCUGUAAACCUGCUAAUGGGCUUCCUCCUCAAUCAGUCCGGCCAUCUUCAUUCUCAUGGGCACGGGCACGGUCACUCUCAUGGCUCAGCAGGUCAUGGGUCAUCGGAUCAGGGGUCAUCAGGUCAGGGUCAGCGGGGUCACGGCAGUCUGGCGGUGCGAGCGGCCUUCAUCCACGCGCUGGGAGAUCUGGUUCAGAGCGUGGGCGUCCUCAUCGCUGCGUACAUCGUCAGGUUUAAGCCGGAGUAUAAGCUUGCGGACCCCAUAUGCACGUACCUGUUCUCGGUUCUGGUGCUCUUCAGCACAUUCCAGAUCAUCAGAGACACCGGCAUCAUCCUGCUGGAGGGUGUACCGCGUCACAUGGACGUGUCGGUCAUCAGAGCAGAGCUGCUGAAGCUGCAGCAUGUGGAGUGUGUGGAGGAGCUGAAGCUGUGGGCGCUGACGGCCGAUAAGACUGCAGCCAUCGUUCACCUGCAGCUCGCGCCGGGGAUUGUGGGUAACUGGGAGGAAGUGCAGGCGAGCGCCCGGCGGCUGCUGAUGGUGUCACACGGCGUGACGCACUGCACGGUACAACUGCAGACGCACAGACAGGGGGCGCCGCAGGCCUGCACACACUGCCUGAGCCCACGAGCCUGAGCAACACACACACACACACACACACACACACACACACACACACAGACGGAGAACUGACCCAGCGGGGUUUUAAUGAUUGUCUCGCAGAUUUUCUAUGAUUAUUAUUGACCUCAUUUUGAUAAACAUGUAAUACAGGCGUGCUGUCAGAGGAGAGUGUGUAGCGAGUGUUUGAUGGAGAGAUGCAGACGGAAGUGUUCAUGUGUUCAUGUGUGUGUGUGUGUGUGUGUGUGUUUCUCAUGACCACAUUCAACCUCAAAGCUAGAGGAAGAAAACAAGCCUUUUCCUCUGCUCUAGUUUGAUGUUUUUAUUCUCAUUGAAGCACUUUUACACAUCAGUUCUGACCGCUUCAUGCUCAACCAAUCAUUGUUAUUAACGUCAUGUGUUUGGGUUUGCUUAAAGGGAUCGUUCACCUUCCGUUUACUGACACUCGAGAGCUUUCAAACCUUCAAUUCUGUUGCUAAAAACCGGUAACUGUUGACUUCAAUAGUAUUUUUUUUUCCUCAUAUGGAAGUCGAUGGUUACCGGUUUUCAGCAUUCUUCAAAAUAUCUCCUUUUGUGUUCAGCAGAGUUGAAAGAAACUCAUACAGGUGUGAGAGUAAAUAGUGAGCAGAUGUAAUAGUUUGGGGUGAACUGACCCUUAUUGACUUGUAUUGUUAUGAUGUUGUUUACAUGAGCAUGAAUGCAGAUUUCUGUAAACACUUCAGUUCAGGCGUUCGGGGUGUUCAGUUUGCAUGAUGACGGUGAAAACAGAAAGCCUUAAUGCUCCACGCUCAGCGCUUUGAUUUAGGUUUGUGGUGAAAUAUGAGCUGACGGCGUUCAUGAUGAUCAGACGCUCAGUGUCAUAUUCAAUACAGUUGCACAGUCUGUCAAUCAACAACUGACACACACACACACACACACAUCAGACAUGGGUUCCUCCAGGUGUGUGUGUGUGUGUGUCAGCGUGAUCAGUUCACAGGCUCAGAACAAAAGAUCAUUUCCUUUUUAUCUUUUUAUUUGAUUCCUCUGUGCCUCAGUUGAACAUUAUUGAUGAUGAUGAUGAUUAUUGAUGAUGAUGAUGAUGAUGAUGAAGAUGAUGAUGAUGAUGAUGAUGAUGAUGAUGAUGAUGAUGAUGGUGGUUUGUCUGUCUGUCAGUAAUUCUCAUCAGUAUUCGGCUGUUGAUGCCUUUUUUAUUAUUAUUUUUAUGAGUUGUGUUUUGUUGAUUUAUUAAUCUGAUUUUGAAGCAGAGGGUUGAUUAAUGCUGUUGUUUGUGUGUAGUUUUUGUUGCCGGUCUCAUCUUGUGUGCGUGUGUGUGUGCGUGUGUGUGUGUGUGUGUGUGUGUGUGUGUGUGUGAUGAUGAUCGAGUUUCACUGACCGCUGAAGCGCUUCACAACUUAAAAUAAAACAUUUUAAAGCUGC
Molecule: messenger RNA, 2894 nt
Organism: Danio rerio (zebrafish)
Lineage: Eukaryota; Metazoa; Chordata; Actinopteri; Cypriniformes; Danionidae
Source: RefSeq, a predicted model, not a curated record